CGCGCCCACAUUUUUCAUCGAAGCAAAAUCGAUAUCGCAAUUUGUAACUUAGAGAAACGAUCCAAUUCAAUUUUGGAGCUUCAAAAGUCUUAAAUUCAAUUAACAGACAGAUAGAGUGAUGUUGGGAAGAAGGUUCUUCUUCAGAAAAUCUUCAGCAUCACAACUUCCAAGUAUUACAAGGCCAUUAGAUGAAGAAAAGAGCAGUUCAUUUGGUCGAAAAGCAGUUUCUUUUUUGUUAAUUACUGUUACUGGAGGUGUUGCUUUGAGUGCUCUUGAUGACCUUGCCAUAUACCGAGGCUGCAGCAGCAAGGCCAUGGAGAAAGCCAGUAAGAAUCAGGCAAUCAAAGAUGCUAUUGGAGAACCAGUUGUUAAAGGUCCAUGGUAUAAUGCAUCUCUUGCAGUAGCUCACAAAAGGCAGUCUGUAUCUUGCACAUUUCCUGUCUCUGGUCCACAUGGCAAUGGAGUCUUCCAAUUGAAAGCAGUUCGUAAUGGAGAUGACAACUGGUUUUCAUAUUUCCUUCCCCGUGACUGGGAAAUCCUAAUCAUGGAAGCUUUCCUUCAUAUUCCUGGUAAUGAAGAGAAGCAGCAAACACUACGCAUUAGUGUAUCUGACAACCACCCACCUUCAGAUUGCACGGCAUGCACCACAUGUCCACAGGAAUCCCAAAAGCCAGAGAACAAAUGAUAAGUUGCAUACUGUUUCUAUAGAAUGCAGAACCAUUCACGGUGUUCAUUUUCUGUUUCAUACAAGUCUACAUUCUUCCAGAAGUAGGAUGAUGUGCUUAUUUACAGCAUGCAAUUUGGUACAUUAAUUUAGGCCCUUUGUCCGGGAAUUGCAGAGAGUAUAAGAUUAAGAACUGAGAAGGUAGGAAAUCCUACUCCAAAUCCAGAAAAUACCCGGCUUUCUAUAGAGAAUUUAGUUUCCAGAAUAAGAAUUCCUCCUCUCAAAGCAGAUCUGAAUUCCGGAAUCAGAGUUCAGAAUGCAAUCUAUCACUGUUAAACAAGAAAUGAAAUAAUUGAUGUUUACAGGUUUAGAAAAAAGAAAAAAGAAAUAAUUGCUUUUGUGUUUGUCCCAAGGAAGUGUUCCCUUUAACUUAAACCUUAUGAAUUGUUUUGGGUCCAACCACUGUUAUUAAGCCAAGCUGAACAUCUUGAUGAUGCAACAGAAGGGGACCUCUCUCUUUACAA
This is a messenger RNA of Ricinus communis (castor bean), 1188 nucleotides long. RefSeq lists its product as uncharacterized. The record is from RefSeq and is a predicted model, not a curated record. NCBI's taxonomy places the organism in Eukaryota, Viridiplantae, Streptophyta, Magnoliopsida, Malpighiales, Euphorbiaceae. The transcript is spliced from 4 exons. Bases 119 to 685 code for a protein of 188 amino acids.